AUGCGUGCACUCAUGCGCGCGCUCCUGCUCACGUGCUGCUCCGCACUGCAAACGCUCAGCCUGCAAGCACUGGCGCCAGCAGUUCAACAAUCGAUAGCGAAGCGUGCUACGCUAGACACGCUGCAAAAUGCCGUGAGCGGCGCAGCGCUCUGGCGGCAGUGCUUCCUGGAAGGACGCGUCCCCGACGAAACGCUCGACGAGGUGACGUGGCCCGACAAGCCGACGCGCGCGGCGUGCCUCGUAGCAUUCGGGCCCGUCGCGCGCGUGGUUGGGAGACACCAUCGACUGGCCGAUCUUGCUUUGCUGGCCCUCAUUGAUGCUGCCACGACAACAACAGACGAAGAGCACGUAGAGCCACCCCUGGCGCCGACGGUCGCCGCAGUCAGCGCCGUCGAGGCCGUCUACGGCGAUGCCGCGGGGCCCGUCAUCGACGCGUUGCUGGACGACGAGAUCGCGGCCUGGAUGGGCACCGCGGCGUCACAAGGUAGCCGCGGCAGGUUCGCGCGCCGCGCCGGCAGCUUCGCCACGCUCGACGCGUUGGCGAAGAAGCUGCGGGACAUCCGCGAGCUCGUCCCGCUCCUCGAGUCGCUGGGCCGGCGCACGACGGCGGAGGACGGCCGGCCGCGCCAGGGCUCGACGCGGCGGCCGUCCUCCGCGGGUUCGGUGGGCGCCUGCGACGCGUCUUCGGGCGCCCGCGACGGCGUCGACGGCGCGACGCUCGGACGUGAUGUCGCCAGUUUAGCAGCCCACGAUCGGCUGCUGCUCGUCGCCGACGGCGACGCCGAGCGGCUCUUCCGCGCGAAGUACGCGUCGCGGACGCUCGUCGAGGCGGCGCCGGCCGGGUUGGACGAGGCGCGGUCAGUUUUUGCCAGGAGGCGCGCCGUGCUGCCGCGCGGCCGGCGCGGGCCGCUCGUCGUCUGCGUGGACACGUCCUACUCCAUGGCCGGCGGCCGGGAGGCGGUGGCGAAGGCGGUCGCGCUGGCGGCGUGCCGCGUGGCGGCGGCGCAGAAGCGAAGCGGAUUGGUGCUGGCCUUCGGCGCGGCGGACGAGUUGGCCGAGGUCCGGUGUCCGGGCGUCGGAGCGACGGCGGCGGACGUCGACCGGCUGCUGGACUUCCUCGAGCGGGGCUUCGGCGGCGGCACCGACGUCGUCGGUCCGCUCCGCCGGGCCGUCGCGGCGAUCGAGCGCGGCGAGGAGGGCAGCUCGGAGCUCGCCGACGCGGACAUUUUGCUCGUGUCCGACGGCGAGCUCCUCGACCCGCCGGCGGAUGAGGGGACGUUGUCCGCGCUGGACCGGCUCCGCGCGGCGCGCGGGCUCCGCGUCCACGGCCUGCUCGUGGGCCGGUCGCGCCUCGACGACCCGGCGACCGACGCGUUCCGCAACGCGGCGCCGGAUUCGCCCAUGGGCGUGCUCUGCGACGACAUUAGCACCUUCCUGGCGGCGCACGACGACCUGACGCUUUUGCGCGAGGCGUCGGCGGCGCCUGCGCCGGCGGCGACGACGAAGCGGGGUGGGGCGCUCUACGCCGCGGCGCCGGCGCCGACGCCAAAGCGCGGGCGCGGACGCCCGUCGACGCGACUCUACGCGACGGCCAGCGACGAAGAAGGGGCGCCGACAUUUCCCGUCGCGCCCGAGGCUCUCGAACGGGCCGCCGCGGCGAUUCUAAUGUUGUGUUUUUAA
Molecule: messenger RNA, 1680 nt
Organism: Pelagomonas calceolata
Lineage: Eukaryota; Pelagophyceae; Pelagomonadales; Pelagomonadaceae
Source: the annotation of a GenBank genome assembly